Messenger RNA from Xylaria bambusicola, 1521 nucleotides. RefSeq names its product signal recognition particle receptor beta subunit-domain-containing protein. The transcript has a single exon. Bases 481 to 1389 code for a protein of 302 amino acids. NCBI's taxonomy places the organism in Eukaryota, Fungi, Ascomycota, Sordariomycetes, Xylariales, Xylariaceae. The record is from RefSeq and is a predicted model, not a curated record.
GCCAUUGUUUCAUUUAAGGCUGCUGCUCGAGUCCCCAGAAAGUGCCAUCUAUUUUCACUUGUACCUCCAUGUACGUAGUACUUACUAGUAGUGUACCUAUCUGAUUAGGGGAGUACCUAGGUACCUAGGGAUUGGACAGUGUUUGACAGUGCAUAUACAGUGUUAAUAACGGCUCUGAAGAAUGCCGCCUUGGCACCGAUAAAUAUCGAUAAGUCCAUUCAUCAAUCAGGUCAUUGAUUAAUUCAUUAUCAGCAUGUUCCACUUCCCACCACGUCACCGACAUCUUUCGACAUGGCCAUAUGUUGAGAUUGCGAUUCCUAAAUCACUUUUGACGCGAACAGGCAUGAGCAGCUCAAUCUGCUCCUCAGCCGAAGCCCAUAAAAGGAACGGAUACCCACGCCCUAUAUUGUUUGCCUUGGGUAGUUAGAGCGCCAGAUUCCAUCUCUCACUAUCCCCUCAAUCCGGGUGACUUCAGCCAACAUGUCGUCCUCACCCUCAAUGCUGGAGCACCUGAAACAGGCGCUGGAAUACAUCCUCACGCCAUCAGUGCCCGUAAUAAGCAUAGGGCUAUUGAUAGUCUUCAUCGUGCCGAUCCUCGUCCAUAUCUUCAUUACACGUCAAACGCCGUACACGAGCUUACCCUACGUCCUCCUCGCGGGCCCAGCAGGCGGCGGCAAGACCUCGCUGCUAACACUCCUCGAACGCGGCGAUGCAGCUGCCGAAACGCAUACCUCGCAGGCGCCACAUGCCGUCGAGCUCACCGCAUCCCAGGACGCCGGCGCAUCGACAUUCCGGGAGGCGGCGCGCGAAGACGCACCAGGCUCGCACAAGAAGUUCCAUCUCGUCGACACCCCGGGUCACGGCAAACUCCGAGGCGCCGCCCUCGAUCAAUUAGGCGGGGAUGGCAAGACCGGCAAGCCACAGUUCGGCGACUCAACCAUGCUGCGAGGCGUCAUCUACAUGCUCGAUGCCGCGACGCUGGAGGACACACUCGCAGACGCCGCGACGUAUCUGUACCAGGUGCUGCUCACUUUGCAAAAGCGCACAGGGUCUGGUCACACUUCGCGGGCGCCGAACGCCGUACAUGUCCUCAUUGCCGCGAACAAGCUGGAUCUGUUCACGGCGCUGCCGGCAUCGCUCGUGCGCAGCAACCUCGAGUCCGAGCUAGGACGGAUACGACAGUCGCGCAGCAAGGGACUGUUGGACUCGGGCGUCGGCACCGAUGAGAUUGGAUCAGAAGAGCAGGACAGUUGGUUGGGCGAGUACGGAUCGGAAAAGUUCACGUUUGCCCAGAUGAGAGAGUUUGAUAUCGAGAUCGACGUCAUUGGUGGCAGCGUCUUGGAGGCCAAUGUCGACAAGUGGUGGGAUUGGAUUGUAGGCCGUAUUUAGGGUCAUGAUGUGGUGAAGUCUCACCCAGUCCGAGAAUAAUUAAUUAAUUAAGAGCCGGAGAGCAUAAUCAUAAUUACCUAGUGCGAGCAUGAAACCUUCCAAUUAUCGCGUGAUAUGUGAUAUUCAGUCACA